GACACAACCCCCGGUGUGUGUCCAGAAGCUACAGUUAUCUGCUGGGAGGGGAAGACACGGCGCUACACCAUCCUGCUUUCACUUGAAAACUUUUAACAACUCAGUGAAAGGAAUAGGCACACAAACACAUGUCAGUUUUUGAGCUACCUUCCUAAGACUGUCGUGCUGAGAGGUGAUGCUUGGUGUUGCUGGGAUGACGGGCAGCAUUGCUAAUGCCCUGGCCAGUGCGGCCUGUGAGCGCUGUAAGAGCGGCUUUGCUGCCACUGAGAAGAUUGUGAAUAGUAAUGGAGAGCUGUACCACGAGCAGUGCUUUGUGUGUGCCCAGUGUUUUCAGCAGUUCCCUGAAGGACUUUUCUAUGAGUUUGAAGGAAGAAAAUAUUGUGAACAUGACUUCCAGAUGCUCUUUGCGCCUUGCUGUCACCAAUGUGGGGAGUUCAUCAUUGGUCGUGUCAUUAAGGCCAUGAACAAUAGUUGGCACCCAGACUGCUUCUGCUGUGACAUUUGCCAGGCUGUGCUUGCAGACGUGGGAUUUGUCAAAAAUGCUGGCAGGCACCUUUGUCGCCCGUGCCAUAACCGCGAGAAAGCUCGGGGCCUGGGCAAGUACAUCUGCCAGAAGUGCCACGCCAUCAUUGAAGAGCAGCCGCUGAUCUUUAAGAACGACCCUUAUCAUCCAGACCACUUCAACUGCAGCAAUUGUGGGAAGGAAUUGACAGUCGAAGCCAGGGAGCUGAAGGGAGAGCUCUACUGUUUGCCCUGCCACGACAAGAUGGGUGUCCCAAUCUGUGGUGCCUGUAGGAGACCCAUCGAGGGCCGUGUUGUCAACGCUAUGGGCAAGCAGUGGCAUGUGGAGCAUUUCGUGUGUGCCAAGUGUGAGAAGCCUUUCCUCGGUCAUCGGCAUUAUGAGAGGAAGGGGUUGGCUUACUGUGAGACUCAUUAUAACCAGCUCUUCGGCGAUGUGUGCUAUCACUGCAACCGUGUGAUUGAAGGCGAUGUGGUGUCUGCUCUCAACAAGGCCUGGUGUGUCAGCUGUUUCUCAUGCUCCACCUGCAACACAAAACUCACUCUCAAGAACAAAUUUGUUGAGUUUGACAUGAAGCCUGUGUGUAAAAAGUGUUAUGAGAAGUUUCCUCUGGAGCUGAAGAAAAGGCUGAAGAAGCUCGCCGAGUCGUUGGGACACAAGUAAUCUGCUUCGCUCAACAGCCUGCAACGCUACGACUACGCCUGAGAUGGUAGAAUAUCCAGGAGAACUGCUGCAUGACAACGCAAGGACCCGGUCUUAUAAAGGUACACCAGUAUUAAUAAUCUGGGAUCCAUUUAAAAAGGAAAUAUAUAUCACUGUGGUGUUGUUAUAAAGGUGCCUGUUAGCAAUCUUUUUUUUAACCUUUUGUUUCUUCUAUAUGCAAAUGUUUUUAUGUAACAUUCCUAAAUUGUCCAAAUUACUUUUUCUCUUCUAGAACAGACAUGUGGUGCUCUAGCUCAUUUGACUUAACCAUGAGCAUGGGUGUUUCUCAAUCGCGAGUAAAGCUGCUUCAGAGCCACUAUUUCAAGCAUACUACGUCAUCGAGUGCCGCCGAAGUACUGUUCCAAUCUCCAGUAUACUUGGAAAUCUACCGAGCCCGGCGUACUCCGUUUGGAGAAAUAUCGAGUCUGCACAUGAGUAGACUUCGCGGUCUUAAAAUCCCCACAAUGCUUUGCGCACGGACCAAUUUCCCCAAAUCUGUGGCGGAAGAUGUAAGGCGGGGCCUCUCAUAUGACGCACACCUGCACACUUGCUAGCGUGUUCCACACUUCGUUUUCCGAAUGCCAGGAAGUAUUCUUGACUCGCUUCUGAAGCAAGAUUGCCGGCAGACAUGUGCUACCAAGCAAGCGUACUCGCGAUUGAGAAACACCCCAUGAUUACCAACUGCUAUGUCUCAAAUUAUCUUGAAUUUGAAAAAAAAGUUUUGAUUGACAUUAUAAUGAUUUACACGUGUGCCUUGAAUAUAUGAACUGUGUCUUAAAAUGCGAAUUACGGUUACAUGUGAGUUACCUGCAGUUAUUGUGAUGCCUUAUUAUAUCAAUUUUAAUUAGACAACGUAUAAUUUGAAAGCUAAAUUGUACUAGCCUUUUAACCUUUGAUAUUUUUUUUACCUCAGUAUGAAUAAUUACAACACAACCACUGUAUUCAUUAGGAUGUUAUAAUGAUGUAUCCUCUUAUAAAGAUGAACAAAGUGUUUCAAGAAAGAGCCUUUCCCCGGAGCAAGGCUCAUAUACUAAACAUUAAGUGUUAAUUAAUCCACUGGAAAUAAAUAAAAUAAAUAUGAAAUGGUGAUGAA
Molecule: messenger RNA, 2315 nt
Organism: Trematomus bernacchii (emerald rockcod)
Lineage: Eukaryota; Metazoa; Chordata; Actinopteri; Perciformes; Nototheniidae
Product: LIM and senescent cell antigen-like-containing domain protein 1
Exons: 10
Coding region: 176-1183 (335 amino acids)
Biological process (GO): positive regulation of integrin-mediated signaling pathway; positive regulation of substrate adhesion-dependent cell spreading; cell-cell junction organization
Cellular component (GO): cell-cell junction; cytoplasm; focal adhesion
Source: RefSeq, a predicted model, not a curated record